CGUAAAUCAAUCAUAACAUUACACUCAUCUUUGAUAGACUUCAAAACUUUAGGAAGUUCAUAAUACCUGUACAAGUUUCAAUCUUUUAUAACAAAGUAACAUCUCUCUCAAUCUUGUAUCUCUUCCACUUGUAUAAAAAAAAUGUGGACACUUUCGCACACUUUUCUUAAGGGACUACACUACAAUUAUACUACAAACUACUAAUUUUAUUUAGUUAAUCACUUUAUUACUAGUAAUUAGAAAGAAGACAAAAUUAAAAAAAGGAAAAAGAAAAAACAAUCCAUUAAUGAUGCCUUUUCCUUCACUUCAUCUUCUUCCUCCCGUCCCCCACCUCUUCACCUAAGACGAUUAACGAUCAACGAUCAUCGAUCAUCACUUAAAAGGUGCGGGUCCCCGUCACAACCCCGCCCGGAUCAUUCCCAAUUCUCUAAUUCUCCGGCACUCCGGCCUUCACCUUCAAUCCCCGGCCAAUUUCCUCCUCCCCCAAUAUUUUUAAUUUCCCAAUCAUGUCGUUGAAUAUGAAAACCUUGACCCAGGCCUUCGCCAAGGCCUCCGUGUUGAUCGAGAAGACGGUGCAGACCACCGUUCAGGAGGUCACCGGCCUUCCCAAGCCUCUCCAGGACUACGACUUGUCCGACCAGAUCGGCUCCGCCGGCCCUGGCCUUGUCUGGAAGCUCUACUCCGCUAAAGCACGAGACGGCCACGCCGUCUACCCUAACGUCUGUGUUUGGGUCUUAGACAAAAAAGCCCUAUCCGACGCUAGGCAGCGUGCCGGCCUCUCCAAGGCCGCCGAAGAUUCCUUCUUGGAUAUACUUCGUGCAGACGCCGCCCGACUUGUGAGGCUUCGGCAUCCUGGCGUCGUCCAUGUGGUGAAUGCGCUAGAUGAGAGCAAGAAUGCUAUGGCCAUGGUUACUGAACCUCUUUUUGCAUCGGCUGCCAAUGCCUUGGGGAAUUUGGAGAAUAUUGAGAAAGUUCCUAAGGAGCUCAAGGGAAUGAUCAACAUUGUUCUAUCAUUCCUACAAUGAACAUCAACGAUUUGAAGCCAUUUCAAUCUUUGAUAAGCUCAAAUUCAGCUGGUUGAGCUGUAGCAUAUAGGAGAUGGGAUUAUUGGAGGUGAAGCAUGGACUGCUGCAGAUUGCCGAAACUUUGGAUUUUCUCCACAAUAAUGCUCGUCUUAUCCAUCGGUCUAUAUCACCUGAGGCAAUUCUAAUCACAUCCAAUGGAGCUUGGAAGCUUGGGGGAUUUGGUUUUACAAUACCAACAGAUCAGUCGACCACUGAUUCUUCUAAUGUUCAGGCUUUCCAUUAUGCUGAGUAUGAUGUUGAAGAUUCCAUUCUUCCCCUUCAGCCGGCACUUGAUUACACAGCUCCUGAACUAGUUCGAAGUAAAUCAUCUUCAGUUGGAACUGCUUCUGACAUUUUCAGCUUUGCAUGUCUUGCUUACCACUUGGUUGCUCGGAAACCUCUGUUUAACUGUAACAACAAUGUCAAAAUGUACAUGAAUUCUUUGACAUACUUGUCCAGCGAUGCUUUUGCCUCCAUUCCCCCAGACUUGGUGCCAGACUUGCAAAGAAUGCUCUCUUCGAAUGAGUCCUUGCGGCCAACAGCUCUUGACUUUACAGCUUCACCAUUUUUCCGUGACGACACUAGGCUGCGUGCACUUCGGUUUCUGGACCACAUGCUUGAAAGAGAUAACAUGCAGAAGUCCGAGUUCUUAAAAGCAUUAUCAGACAUGUGGAAGGAUUUUGAUUCCCGUGUAUUGCGUUACAAGGUUCUUCCACCCCUUUGUGCUGAGCUUCGGAAUCUGGUUAUGCAGCCAAUGAUUCUUCCUAUGGUUCUUACAAUAGCAGAGUCUCAGGAUAAAAAUGAUUUUGAGCUCUCAACUCUUCCAGCUCUAGUUCCUGUCCUAAAUGGUGCUGCUGGUGAGACACUGUUGCUACUUGUAAAGCAUGCGGAGCUUAUUAUCAGUAAGGCAAGUCAGGAGCACUUAAUUUCUCAUGUCCUUCCAAUGCUUGUUCGAGCUUAUGAUGAUACUGAUGCUCGCAUGCAAGAGGAAGUUCUUAAAAAGACUGUUUCACUUGCAAAGCAGCUCGAAGUUCAGUUAGUGAAACAAGCAAUUUUGCCCCGUGUUCAUGGUUUAGCAUUGAAGACAACUGUGGCGGCGGUCAGAGUAAAUGCAUUGUUAUGCCUGGGUGAUAUGGUCCACAUGCUUGACAAGUCUGCAGUAUCAGAUGUGCUGCAAACUAUACAACGUUGUACAGCUGUUGAUCAUUCUGCUCCAACUCUUAUGUGUACCCUUGGAGUUGCCAAUUCUGUUUUGAAGCAGUACGGUGUUGAAUUUGUGGCGGAACAUGUCCUUCCACUCCUUACUCCCCUUCUCAUCGCCCAACAAUUAAAUGUUCAGCAAUUUGCUAAGUACAUGCACUUUGUGAAAGACGUUCUCAGGAAAAUUGAAGAGAAACGAGGAGUAGUUUUGUCUGAUAAUGGUGUUUCAGAAGUGAGAACUUUGCCUGCUGCAGCAAAUGGCACCAUGCCAGGACAAUUAAACAGGACGACUACCACAGCUGCCCCAUCUACAAUGAAGCACAGUCCUUCAUGGGAUGAAGAUUGGAUACCAACUAGGCGAUCUUCAUCAACCGGUCAGUCUUCAACAAUACAAGCAGCUGGUCAACCUGCUGUUUCAAGUCAGAAUUCUGUGGUGUCAGCUACAUCUAGUCAGCAACCGUCUCCUUCAUGCCCUGCUGUUGAUGUUGAAUGGCCCCCAAGGACAACAGCCCAGUUGGAUUCGACACCUCAAUCAGGUGGUAUUGCUGACUCAAAUGGAAACAAAUCCUUGUCAGGUGCAAGUUUGAAUGAUAUAGAUCCUUUUGCCAACUGGCCACCACGGCCUAGUAACUCAACCCCUGCUACUGGUAUCUUGAACAAUGGCGCGACAUCAUUAUCGGCUAAUAAGUAUGGAUCCAGUUCUGAUCUUGCUCCUAAUGGUUUAAACUUCGAAACAAAUAGCAGUACAUCAUGGGCCUUCAACACCCAAAUCUCAACUGAACCAUUGAGACCGAGUCAGGGAAAUCCCAUGUCAAAUUUUGGCAGUCUUAAUGGCGGGGUAAACUCUCACAAUUCUCUGGGAUUCUUGAAACAGAGUCAAGGUGCUUCUAAUGAGAAGACGGAUCUUGGAUCUAUAUUUGCUUCGAGCAACAAGACGGAGCAAACUGCUCCAAGACUCGCUCCACCCCCGUUGACUGCUGUUGGCCGAGGGAGAGGCAGAGGGAGAGGUAACCAAGGGCAACUGAGUUCCACGUCAUCUUCACGCACUAGUCAUGUGAAAUCUAAAUCCGAACAGCCACCACUGUUGGACUUGCUGUAGCUACUUUGUAUGCAGUUCAAUAUAAUUUGAGGUAAGAACAAGUCUGAUGCUACAUCAAGAUAUGUGAAUGUUUUGCAAGGAAAGGUUUGGAGAAAUAGUAUGAUUGUUCAAAGUUAUUUUGCAGUGAAAUGGUGAGUGUUGUAGAAUAGCAUGUGAAAUUUUGAUUAUAGCAUAGGGACAUUCAAUUUCUAUACAUAGUCCUUCAAUUCAUUUUGAAUGGAAUUUUUUGGCUUUGGUCAAUGUAUUCUCGAAGAUGAUGGGUACAAAUUGUUUUUUAAGCAAAUAAGCUGUGUAUAAGAUGUGCCUAUUCAUUCUUUGCUCAACUGUUGUGGUUUUUUUAUGCUAUUCUGAACCCUGUAUACUGUCAAAGCUUUGCAUUAUAUAUUAAUGGUCAAACUGAUAAAAGAGGAAAAUAUACUAGUGAUG
This is a messenger RNA of Oldenlandia corymbosa var. corymbosa, 3789 nucleotides long. The record is from the annotation of a GenBank genome assembly. NCBI's taxonomy places the organism in Eukaryota, Viridiplantae, Streptophyta, Magnoliopsida, Gentianales, Rubiaceae.